This is a messenger RNA of Colletotrichum godetiae, 2047 nucleotides long. RefSeq lists its product as uncharacterized. Gene Ontology annotation, molecular function: protein kinase binding. NCBI's taxonomy places the organism in Eukaryota, Fungi, Ascomycota, Sordariomycetes, Glomerellales, Glomerellaceae. The transcript has 4 exons. Gene Ontology annotation, cellular component: nucleotide-activated protein kinase complex; cytoplasm; nucleus. The record is from RefSeq and is a predicted model, not a curated record. The coding region runs from base 413 to 2047 and encodes 544 amino acids. Gene Ontology annotation, biological process: signal transduction.
CCGUCACCGUCAGUUCAGGUCAAGUCGAAUUGGGCCGGACCAACUGCGCCUGCAACCUUCAGACCACCACACCUCACACACCACAUCAGUGACCACACACACUUUAAGACGACCUGACGGACGACUUUUGCGCCGCCCACCUUCCCACACCCCCGACCCCAGCAAUUAUUUCUCUGCCACGCGCGCAAUUUUGGGGGUUCCCGCCGCUCAAUUCUCAUCUCUCAACUUUUUCCUUCCUCUUUUUUUUUUUUCAACAAACCUCUCCUUCCUACCUUCUUCCUGUUGUUCGAAGAUCGAAUCCUCACCUGCCCUUUCCUUCACAUUGUUCCUGCCGACAACGAGGCACUCGCACCGAACCGAGUAAUUCUAAUUGCCCCUCUUUCGAAAAGAAGCAGCCCUCAAAUCCAUCACAAUGGGCACUUACAAGUUUACCUGGGCUCAUCCGGCCGAGGAGGUUUAUGUUACCGGCACUUUCGACAACUGGACUAAGAGCGAGAAGUUGGAAAAGGUCGGCAGCUCUUUCGAGAAGACCGUCACACUCGCCGACGCAUCGGAGAAGAUCUACUAUAAGUUUGUCGUCGACAACAAUUGGAUCACAGACCACACUGCUCCUCAAGAGCCUGAUCACGAGGGCAACGUAAACAACUUCCUGACCCCCGACCAAAUCGUCAAGGAGGACACUACCGCCGCAAUCAUGAACACUGUUACCCCCGAAUCUACUACCGCCGCCUUGGCCAAGGACGUGCCUCUCGAGAAGGAGGAGCUUCCCCAGGCUACCCCCUCCGACAUUCCCGGCGGCUUUCCCGUCACCCCCGCCAAUGAGCUUGACAAGUUCAUCGGCGUGAAUCCUAUCCCCGCCCAAGAUGUUACCGCCGAGCCCGUAACCGUCGCACCUGGCGAACCCCUUCCCGCAUCUGUCAAGGCUGGCGAUAUCAACGACCACGUCAAGCUUGACAAGGAAGGUUACGAGGACUCUAGCGCUCUGCCUGGCCUCUCCAAGGAGGAGACCACCGUCCCUGAGGUCACCAGCAACACAAUCCCUGAGUCCAGCUUGCCCAUUGGGACCGCGGAUGCCACCAUCAACAGUGCCGCACCCACAUCCACUACCGCUGCUCUGGCUGCUGAGGUUCCUCUUGAGACCAAGACUGCCGAGGUUCCCGAAGUUGUCAAGGAGAGCCAAGAGAAGGCUCACGCCGAGCCUGAGGCCAGUGCAAACCCCGAGGCUGUCCAGGAGAAGGCUAUUGUUGAGGACGAGCUCCUCGAAAAGGUCCCCACCGCUCCCUCGACAUCUGAGGGCACUGCCGGCUUCGGCACUCAGAAGACUGAGGCCGCUGGCGUCGUCGUUGCUACCGCUGCCACUGUUGGUGGUCUCGCUGCUGCCGCUGCCAUCAACGCCAAGGACACUGUAGUCGAGGCUGCUGCUCCUCACGUUGAGCAGGCUACCGUUGCCGCCACUGACGCCGCCGCUCAGCUCCCCGAGCCCGUCAAGGAGAGCCUGCCCGUGAGUGUUCAGGAGGCUAUCGGCGGUCAAACUAAGGAGGAGACCCGUGAAGAGGUCGCUCCCGAAGUUCCCACUGUGGUCAAGGAGUCUAUUGCCGAGGCCGGCAAGAGCCCCGAGGCUGCCGCCAACACCGAGGCCGUUAUCGAGAAGAAGGAGGUUGAGGCUGAGCUCCUCAAGGAGGUCAAGCCUGUCCCCGCCGUCGGUGAGGAGACCAAGGUCGAGGCCGAGAAGCCCAAGGUCGAGGCUGCCAAGGAGGAGGUCAAGGAGACCAAGGAAGAAGUUAAGGCCGCCGUCACCAAGGACGAGUCUACCAACGGUGCCAACGGCGUUCACACUACCGCCAACGGUACCAACGGCGCAACCCUCACCUCCACCAAGGAGCCCGAAGCCCCCACCACUCCCGCCAAGGCCCCCUCCUCCGUUCCCGAGUCAACGACACCAAGCAACACCAAGGCCGCCGAGAGCCCUUCGGGCACCGAGAAGAAGAAGAAGAACCGUCUGAGUGCCUUCAUCGGCAAGCUCAAGGCCAAGGUGCACAGCAAAUAA